Molecule: messenger RNA, 1825 nt
Organism: Sabethes cyaneus
Lineage: Eukaryota; Metazoa; Arthropoda; Insecta; Diptera; Culicidae
Product: esterase B1-like
Exons: 4
Coding region: 136-1758 (540 amino acids)
Molecular function (GO): cholinesterase activity
Source: RefSeq, a predicted model, not a curated record
UCAAAUUAGACUUACCGCACCGGUCGUCACUAAAGCCGGUUUUCAUUCAGCCACUCAAAACAAACAUUAUUCGAAUAAUAUACCGCACCUACAGAGUUUGAGUGUAGUCUGAAGAUAACAAAUCUUGUGAAUAAAAUGAGUUUGACCGAUCUAAUAGUCGAUACCCGGUAUGGCCCAGUUAAAGGAGCAAAAAAGCAAUCCCUUAUGGGACAGGAAUACAUUAGCUUCCAGGGAAUUCCGUACGCUAAGGCCCCGGUUGGUGAGCUAAGAUUCAAGGAUCCCAUUAUCCCAGAUAAUUGGACGGAAACGUUGGAUUGCACGGAACAGUGCCAGCCUUGUUACCAUUUUGAUCGCCGUGUUAAAAAGAUCGUGGGCAGUGAGGACAGUUUGAAAGUAAACGUAUUUACUAAAAAGAUUGACGUUUCCAAACCACAACCGGUGAUGGUAUAUAUUUACGGUGGUGGCUUCACUGAAGGAACUAGUGGAACAGAACUAUAUGGACCGGACUUCUUGCUGCAAAAGGAUAUCGUACUAGUAACCUUCAACUAUCGUGUUGGUGCGUUAGGCUUUCUCUGCUGCCAAGCGCCAGAGGACGGCGUUCCUGGCAAUGCAGGUCUCAAGGAUCAGAGCUUAGCUCUUAGAUGGACGGUAGAUAACAUCGCCGCAUUUGGCGGUGACCCACAACGGAUUACGUUGGCUGGACAUAGUGCUGGGGCAUGCUCGGUGCAGUACCAAAUGAUUUCCAAGGCUUCCAAGAAUCUUUUUCAGCGAGCCAUCAUUAUGUCUGGCAGUGUUUAUUGUGAUUGGGCCCUUUCUCCGCAGCGUAGCUGGCCUGAGAAAUUAGCGAAAGCCAUCGGUUGGGACGGACAAGGCGGAGAGUCUGAUGCUCUAAAAUAUUUGCGUACAGUCAAACCAGAGGAUAUUAUCAACAAUCAGGAAACACUUUUUGGUCCACAGGACAUCCAAGACCAAAUAUUCACUCCGUUUGGACCCACUAUUGAACCAUUUGAAACAAAAACCUGUUUCAUUGAGAAAUGCCCAUUGCAAAUGGCCCGGGAAGCAUGGGGCAACAAUAUUGAUAUUAUGAUUGGCGGUACCUCUGAGGAAGGAUUGCUGACAUUGCAAAAAAUAAUCCCUCAACCGGAAGUUUUAAAAAAUCCGCAACUAUUUCUGGGAACCGUUCCAUGUAGACUAAAUAUAAGUAUGGAUGAAAGAAUGGAUUUUGCUGCAAAAUUAAAACAACAGUAUUAUCCUGAUAGUGACCCAUCCUAUGAAAACAAAGAUGGAUAUGUUGAUAUGAUGACUGAUCGAGUAUUCUGGCAUGGCUUACAUCGGACAAUUUUAGCUAGAGUAAACAACAAUCUGUCUUCUGCCACUUACGUGUACCGGUUCUUUGUGGACUCAGAAUUCUUCAACCAUUAUCGAAUCAAGAUGAUAGAAGAUCCCAAGCUCCGCGGAACUUCGCAUGCCGAUGAAAUUUCCUACUUGUUUUCAAAUUUUGUUGGCGAUGUACCCGCAAAGGAUACUUUCGAGUACCGAGCGCUGCAAACCUUUGUUGAUAUUUUUACCUCAUUUGUGAUCAAAGGUGAUCCUAACUGCAAUCAUACAGCUGAACUAUGUUGGGAAUCAGUAAAACAAACGAAACCAACCUACAAGUGCCUCAACAUUACAAAUGAUGGUAUUGCAUUUGUAGACUCCCCGGUUGCAAAGCGAAUGAAUAUGUGGGAUUCGUUUUACGUUAACGAUGCGAUGUAUUAGUAUUCGUUUUUAUUUCGAAUAUUUCCAGUUGCAUUUCAUCUGAUGUGAGAAAAUAAUAAAUUCACGU